CUGUCUAUUGAGCACCUGCUACAAGUCUGGCGGUUUGGGGCACUGAAGAUCCAAAAGCCUGUGUGGCCACCCUCUCUCCCACUGCAGACCCAGGGAGGGCCAUGAAGGUGCUGCUCCUUACGGGGCUGGGAGCCCUGUUCUUUGCCUAUUACUGGGAUGACAGCUUUGACCCAGCCAGCCUCCACGGAGCCCGUGUACUACUGACCGGAGUCAGUGCCGGCAUAGGGGAAGAGCUGGCGUAUCACUACGCGCGUCUGGGCUCCCACCUAGUGCUCACUGCCCACACCGAAGCUCUGCUGCAGCAGGUGGUAGGGAACUGCCGGAAGCUGGGCGCUCCCAAGGUCUUCUACAUCGCUGCGGACAUGGCCUCCCCUGAGGUGCCCGAGCGCGUGGUGCAGUUUGCGCUGGACAAGCUGGGAGGUCUGGACUACCUGGUGCUGAACCACCUCGGCGCCGCCCCAGCAGGCACGCGGGUCCGCAGCUCCCAGUCGACACGUUGGCUCAUGCAGGUGAACUUCCUAAGUUACGUGCAAUUGACUUCUUCGGCGCUGCCAAGCCUGACUGACAGCAAGGGCUCCCUGGUGGUGGUGUCCUCAUUGCUCGGCCGGGUGCCCACUUCCUUCUCCAGCCCCUACUCGGCAGCCAAGUUCGCGCUGGACAGCUUUUUCAGUUCUCUCCGGCGGGAGCUGGACGUGCAGGAAGUGAACGUGGCCAUUACCAUGUGCGUUCUGGGUCUCCGAGACCGUGCCUCAGCCGCCGAAGGAGUCAGGGGCAUCACGAGGGUCAGGGCGGCUCCACGGCCCAAGGCCGCCCUGGCCGUAAUCCGCGGGGGCGCCACGCGUGCCUCUGGGGUCUUCUACCCGUGGGGCUCCCACCUGCUCUGCCUGCUCCGCAGUUGGAUGCCGCACUCGAGGGCCUGGUUCGUCCGCCCGGAGCUCAACAUAACGACGCCCGCUGCUGCCUGAGCCUCUGAGCUUGAGGCCCCUUCAUCUUCCCAGAAGACCCUCCAGCCAGCCGUCCUGGAGCUGGGACAUACACUGAAGACACUUCUGAGCAGGUGGUCAAGGGCCAAGAGAAAGUCAUCAAGACACAAAAAAGUAAACCCGAGAAAAACUACCAGCACUUGAAAACAGGCAGAACUCGGAGUGUACCAGGUAUCUUGUCACGAAGUCGGAAGUCAAUUACCUCAGUCUUCUUAGCUGUUACUGAUGAUAUGAGAGCUGCUUCCAUUUUGCAGAUGGACAAACUGAGGCUCAAAGAGGUGAUGUGACUUGCCCCAGAGCCCUGGCCCCAUCAAACAGGUCAUACCACCACUGAGCCACCUUUAGAGCCCGCUCUAUCUGUGACCUGAAUCCACUGCCUCCCAGUUUCUUCUUUCCACUCAGUCAGCCUCAGAGCAUCCUCCAACCCUUUCUCCAAGCAAGGGAGCCCUCGAGGCUCUCGAGUUGCUCUUGGGGUCUGAGGAGAGGGAGGAGUAAAGGAACAUGUUCUAGGCUACG
Molecule: messenger RNA, 1499 nt
Organism: Budorcas taxicolor (takin)
Lineage: Eukaryota; Metazoa; Chordata; Mammalia; Artiodactyla; Bovidae
Gene: HSD11B1L
Product: hydroxysteroid 11-beta dehydrogenase 1 like
Exons: 8
Coding region: 102-965 (287 amino acids)
Cellular component (GO): intracellular membrane-bounded organelle
Molecular function (GO): oxidoreductase activity
Source: RefSeq, a predicted model, not a curated record